CUUAGACGCCAGAGUCGCGCCUAAGUUCUCUUCACGCCACUUUCACCCCGCGCUUUCAGAUCACAGGCGUCGUCGCCAGUGAUCCAUCGUCUCCUCUGCAAUCAUGGCUGACAAAGGUCUCGAGGAGGUCCCUGAAGGCCAAAUCGAAUCCAACUACGAUGAAGUCACCGACUCCUUCGAUGCGAUGAACCUGAAGGCUGAGCUCCUCCGAGGUGUCUAUGCCUACGGUUUCGAGCGACCCUCCGCCAUCCAGCAGCGCGCGAUCAUGCCUGUUAUCAAGGGAUCCGAUGUGAUCGCCCAGGCUCAGUCCGGCACUGGAAAGACCGCCACCUUCUCCAUCUCCUGCCUGCAAAAGAUUGAUUCCAACCUCAAGGCCUGCCAGGCUCUCAUCCUCGCCCCUACCCGUGAGCUUGCUCAACAGAUCCAAAAGGUCGUGGUGGCUAUUGGCGAUUUCAUGAACAUUGAAUGCCACGCCUGCAUUGGUGGUACAAAUGUCCGCGAUGACAUGAAGGCUCUUCAAGAUGGCCCACAAGUCGUUGUCGGAACUCCAGGUCGUGUCCAGGACAUGAUCCAGCGACGUGUGCUCAAGACCGACAACAUGAAGAUGUUCAUUCUCGAUGAGGCCGAUGAGAUGCUUUCUCGUGGUUUCACUGAGCAGAUCUAUGACAUCUUCCAACUUCUGCCACAAUCCACCCAGGUCGUCCUCCUCUCUGCCACCAUGCCCCAAGACGUCCUCGAAGUCACCACCAAAUUCAUGCGCGAUCCUGUCCGUAUCCUCGUCAAGAAGGCCGAAUUGACCCUUGAAGGUAUCAAGCAGUUCUACAUUGCUGUCGAGAAAGAGGAAUGGAAACUCGAUACUCUCUCCGAUCUCUACGAAACCGUCACCAUCACUCAGGCUGUCAUCUUCUGCAACACCCGUAGGAAGGUUGAUUGGCUCACCGACAAGCUGACUGCCCGUGACUUCACGGUCUCAGCCAUGCACGGUGAUAUGGAGCAGGCUCAGCGUGAUGUGAUCAUGAAGGAGUUCCGAUCUGGAUCUUCGCGUGUCCUCAUUGCCACCGACCUGUUGGCCCGUGGUAUCGAUGUUCAGCAAGUUUCCCUGGUCAUCAACUACGAUCUCCCGGCAAACCGUGAGAACUACAUCCACCGUAUCGGUCGUGGUGGUCGAUUUGGCCGAAAGGGUGUUGCCAUCAACUUCGUCACUGCUGAUGACGUCCGCAUGAUGCGCGAAAUCGAACAGUUCUACAGCACUCAAAUCGAAGAGAUGCCAAUGAACGUUGCCGACCUCAUCUAAGCAACAUACUCUUUUGCGACAAACCAGAUCGUUUCCAUCUACGGCAUGUGGGACGGCGUUUGUUGCUGCAGAUUGUACGUGACUGCUAGAGAAAAGGUGGGAUGAAGCCUGUCUCCGACUGCUUGGCUCAAUGCUGUCGCAGCACGAAAAAGUCUAUGUAUUUUUUUCAGACUUGUUUUCCGGUUGAUGCAAGUUCGAUGAGCAUACGGCCGCGGCGAUACCAGAGACGCGGCUUCGUGUCGUUAUCUGGUGGAUGAAGUUUGCAGGCGUUGUU
Molecule: messenger RNA, 1568 nt
Organism: Exophiala viscosa
Lineage: Eukaryota; Fungi; Ascomycota; Eurotiomycetes; Chaetothyriales; Herpotrichiellaceae
Product: ATP-dependent RNA helicase eIF4A
Exons: 2
Coding region: 104-1294 (396 amino acids)
Molecular function (GO): RNA binding; RNA helicase activity; ATP binding
Source: RefSeq, a predicted model, not a curated record